AACGAAUUUUCCUGGCAAGGAAGAAUUAAUCACUUUUCCCGAUAAAGGGAAAAAAUUUUCGUGUGUAUGCUGCCGGCCGACGGUUUUUCUCUCUCUAUCUUCGCCUAUCCUCUUGCCGUGUAGCGGUGGUUGUGCAGCCGGCGAUCCGCGAGCGCUGCCGCUUUGUUUGAUGGAGAAUAAUCCGCAACCAUCAGCAGGUGGUGGCUCUCCACCAAAACCUUGGGAAAGAGCUGGGUCAUCUUCUGGUCCUGCACCCUUUAAACCCUCCUCUCCAGGCAACACAAGUGAUGUAGUGGAGGCGUCAGGAACAGCUAAUCCCGGUGAAAUUGUCACAGCAGCUGACAGGAAUACAGCUGUUAACAGGAACGCAGUUGCUCGGCCCGUACCCUCCCGGCCUUGGGAGCAGCAGCAGCAAUAUGGCAGCACCUAUGGAGGUUAUGGUUCAGGUUUAAACUACAAUUCUGGUUAUGGAAUGGGAAUGUCUUCAUAUGGUGGAUAUGGAUCAGGCGGCAUGUACGGUGGUGGGUUGUAUGGUAACAACAUGUAUAGAGGAGGUUAUGGUGGAUUAUAUGGAGCCAAUGGAGGUGGCAUGUAUGGUGGGGGAAUGUACAACAGUGGUUUGGGAGGCCAAAUGGGUGGUUACGGUAUGGGUAUGGGUAUGGGCAUGGGGGGGCCAUAUGGAGAGCAAGAUCCAAACAAUCCAUUUGGCGCCCCUUCAUCUCCACCAGGCUUCUGGGUUUCCUUGAUGCGGGUGAUGCAAGGUGUUGUUACUUUUUUCGGCCGGGUUGCAAUCCUGAUAGACCAGAACACCCAGGCAUUCCACAUGUUUAUGACUGCAUUACUUCAGGUGUGUGAUCGUUCGGGGUUAUUGUAUGGGGAGCUAGCUGCGUUUGUCCUGAGAAUACUAGGAGUUAAAAGAAGGCCUAAGAAAGUUCAUCACCCUGGUGCUCAAGGGCUCCCCGGUCCUCACAAUCCUCAUGGGAAUCAAAAUUUCAUCGAGGGACCUAAGGCUGGUCCCACUGGAGGCUGGGACAAUGUUUGGGGUAAUAACCCGAACAAUUGAGGACUUGACUUGGACGCAUCACUUCUGUUUUGACCUGCGCAGUCAUUUUGAGGCCAGUCUGCCCGAAAGCAAGAGGACAGACAAAUGCGAUGUUAUUGCUUUCUGUAUGGAGUGGAACUGCCAUACUGCUGUUGUUGCCUUACCAAUAGCUUAAAUCAUGAAUGUCCUCUCUCUCUCUCUCUCUCUAUAUAUAUAUAUAUAUAUACAUAUAUGUUCAUUUGGAUGGAAACUGGUAUUUGUUGUUAGAAACAUGGUUAUUAUAGAUCAAAAUUUGUUGUGUCCUACAACACCCUAAGCAAAAAGGGUGAAGACA
Ipomoea nil (Japanese morning glory) is the source of this 1376-nucleotide messenger RNA. Its product is annotated as peroxisomal membrane protein 13. Gene Ontology annotation, biological process: protein import into peroxisome matrix, docking. Bases 170 to 1063 code for a protein of 297 amino acids. The transcript has 5 exons. Lineage: Eukaryota; Viridiplantae; Streptophyta; Magnoliopsida; Solanales; Convolvulaceae. The record is from RefSeq and is a predicted model, not a curated record. Gene Ontology annotation, cellular component: peroxisomal importomer complex; peroxisome; peroxisomal membrane.